AUGUCUGGAAGGGUUAUUUUGGUUACCGGGGUUUCUCGAGGUAUUGGAAGGGCUAUUGUUGAUGUUUUAAUGAAGGAUUCAGAUGCUGUAGUGUAUGGUAUAUCUCAAUCUGAGGGUGCUCUGGUUAAAAUGAAGUCUCAGUUUGGUUCUAGAUUUGACUAUGUAGUUGGAGAUGUCAGCAAGGAGGAGAACAUCAAGCAAUUGGUUGACCGUGCAAUUGGAAAACAUGGACGCUUAGAUUCAGUAAUUGCCAAUGCAGGUGUUUUGGCACCUGUUCAAGAUGUCAACCAUAUUGCAGUUGAUGAGUGGAAGAGACUGUUUGACGUAAAUUUUUUCAGUAUUGUCUCCUUGGUCAAAUUGACCAUCGACUAUAUUUCGAAGACUAAUGGUAAUUAUAUUUUUGUAAGUUCCGGUGCUAGUGUCAAGUCUUAUUAUGCUUGGGGUGCAUAUGGUGCCUCUAAAGCUGCUUUGAACCACUUCACAAUGACCAUUGCCUCUGAGGAAGAAAAAGUUAAGGCAAUUGCUGUGGCUCCUGGUGUAGUCGACACUCAAAUGCAAGUUGACAUCAGGGAGAAGUUUGGCCCUGAAUCUAUGACCCCAGAGGCUUUGAAGCGUUUUACUGAUUUGAAGGAAAACGAUCAAUUAGUUCCAAGUAUUGUUCCAGCGACUAUUUACGCCAACUUGGCUUUGAAAGGUAUUCCCCAAGAAUUGAAUGGACAAUAUUUAAGAUAUAACGAUGAAAAAUUGAAGGAAUUCUUAUAG
This is a messenger RNA of Vanderwaltozyma polyspora DSM 70294, 762 nucleotides long. It is a transcript of the gene NRE1, whose product is annotated as sepiapterin reductase family protein. Bases 1 to 762 code for a protein of 253 amino acids. The record is from RefSeq and is a predicted model, not a curated record. Gene Ontology annotation, cellular component: intracellular anatomical structure. The transcript has a single exon. NCBI's taxonomy places the organism in Eukaryota, Fungi, Ascomycota, Saccharomycetes, Saccharomycetales, Saccharomycetaceae. Gene Ontology annotation, molecular function: oxidoreductase activity, acting on NAD(P)H, oxygen as acceptor.